UAUCAUAGAGGUUGUGUUUAAUAUUGUCCAAGCAGUUGCAAAAAAAAAAAAAAAAAAAAUUUAUUAACUUUUCUUUUAUUUUUUGAAAAAUUAUCAAUUUUUUUUUCUUCCUUAUAAAUAUGAGAAAAUUUCUUUUAAUUUGUGUCCUCUUUACUUUUCUUAUUGGCAAUGCACAAAGUGAACUUCAAUUAAAAAUGCUGCACGUGCUUUUUCGUCAUGGUGACAAAAUUCCCGAUAAAUUAUUUCAAAAUUAUCCCAAUGACCCACAUGGUAAUCAUUCAUUUCUACCAAUUGAAAGUGGUGGUUUAACAACAUUGGGAAUGAUGAGAGAAUUUAAAAUUGGAUUAUUACUUCGCGAAAAAUAUAAUGAUUAUUUUGGAUCACAAUAUUGGCCGUCAUUAAUUUAUGCACAAUCAACAGAUGUAGCGCGAACAAAAAUGUCCCUUCAAUUAGUUCUUUCUGGAUUAUUUCCACCAUCAAGAAAACAAGAAUGGAAUAAAAAUUUACCCUGGAUUCCAGUUGAUUUAGAAUAUUUCCCAGUUGAUAAGGAUUAUCUUUUGUUUCCUACUUCAUGUCCACAAUAUAAAAAAGUGUAUAAAAAAUUCCUCAGUCAAACGGAAACGAAGAAUGUCCUGAACACGUAUAAGGAAGUUUUUGACUACUUAACAGAAAAAACAGGAAAAACAGUUCAAACCACAAGCGCUGUCUAUUAUUUGUAUAAUUUACUCAAAGAAGAGGCAGCACAAAAUUUAUCUCUACCAAUAUGGACGAAAAAUGUCUAUCCAAUUCCUAUGAAGAAUAUCACGGCUUUGGAUUUUAAUCUCAGAUCAAAUACAACGAUAUUAAAGCGAUUAAAUGGGGGUACACUUUUACGAAAAAUAACGGACGACAUAAAGGAAGUGCGAAGAGGAACAUUAAAGCCUCCUGACCGUAAAGCCUUUUUCUUUUCAGCUCAUGAAUUAAAUGUUGUUUCAUUUGCUCGAGUAUUAGGAUUAAAUACACCUGUACUACCAAAUUAUGGAUCGACUUUUAUAAUAGAGACUCUUGAAAAUGAAAAUAAUGACUAUUUCAUUAGGAUAUUUUUAUGGACUGGAGUUACUGAAAUGUAUUUAUCACAAACAAUUCCCGGUUGCGAGGAAAUUUGUCCCUUGGAUGAAUUUCUGAAACUGCUUCACAAUGUUAUUCCUAGUGACAAGGAGUAUUACUGUUACGGCACUAAUUCCCUAAAUUCGGCUUCAGCUUUACUAGAAAAUUCAAAAUUAUAUUCCCUGCUUUUAUUUACUUUUACAUAUCUAUUUUCAAUUUCUUUAAAAUGAAAAUAAAUUAAUUUAAAUUCCUUUA
This is a messenger RNA of Leptopilina boulardi, 1341 nucleotides long. RefSeq names its product venom acid phosphatase Acph-1-like. Gene Ontology annotation, molecular function: phosphatase activity. Bases 120 to 1316 code for a protein of 398 amino acids. Gene Ontology annotation, biological process: dephosphorylation. The transcript is spliced from 8 exons. NCBI's taxonomy places the organism in Eukaryota, Metazoa, Arthropoda, Insecta, Hymenoptera, Figitidae. The record is from RefSeq and is a predicted model, not a curated record.